CCGCCCUCCCUGGCGGCUGCUACCUUGCAGUUUAUGACAUAGAGAGAGGGAGGUCUGGUGAAGUGAGCAAGGCAGCCCGAGAGCUAGUCCGUUCCGUGGAAGCCAUGAGCCCCUUGGUACGGGCAGCUGUUCUUACUUUCCUGAGCGAUUUCUUUUGUGUGACUUUGCAAGAGGCUCAUGAAUGAUUCCUAAUUGUGCUCCUUGCUGAGGCGAGCUGCACAGGGAGGGAGUGACCAGCUGACUGGAGGCAGAGCAAGCAAACCAGGACCACACAGUGCUGGAACUGGCUCAACCCUCGCAUGCAGUUUUUGAAGUCAGCAAAACAGAAAUCAAAUUACUAUCAUAUUAUGCUGGUGGAAGCUCAAGGAGAAGGGACUCAACACGGACUUAAUUACUAUGGGCGAUGCAGCGAGUCACAAAACAGCAGAGUACGUCUAACGCAUGAACCCUGAGGACAAAAGUAAGUUCUCAUGCUGCUGUAUUUUAGUGCUAUGUAAUUUUCUUUCUGGCUUGAAAUCAUGCUUGGCCAAAAUGUAAUCAUCUUAAUGAGAAUUUCUAGUGUGGAAAGUUGUCUGCUAAUCUUUGCUUAAGAAUUUUUCUCUUUUUUUUAACUAAGCAACAUAAUACAAGCUGAAACUGCCAUCAGCAGCUGUGGCGAUUCAGCCCAAGUCUGACUGAGAACACUAACCCGAAAUACAUCCAAUCACCAUGGGAUUAACUGGAUGCAUUUUUAAUUGACUUUCUGAAUGUAGCAUGUAUACAGCCCCACUGUUUUGGACUGCAUGCCAUUUUAAUACUGCUGUGGCUAAACUAGUGUGAUCAGCAUAACCAAAAGACUGAGACAGAGCUAAACGAGACUCCUGGUAGUUACGAAACUUUUUUUUUUUUUUUUGACCAGGAUCACAUUUUUCUCCCUGAACACUCAAAACUCUGCAACCUCUAUGUUAAAAGUUCACUCUGCUUUUUUGACCUUGCUUUGGAGAAAAAAAAAUGAGACCAAACAGAGGACUCUACUAAAAUUGUGAAUGAAGGAGACAUAAAGAGCCAUUGCAGUUCCUUACCUACUAUUGUAAUAAUGGGAGACAAAGAGCCACCCAAAGAAGGCCAGCAGAUCCAGCAGCUUCCAGGUGACAGGGUGUGGGGAUACAAAGACAGGCACUGAGCAGAGCCUAUGACUUGUUAGUUUUUCUAUACUUCAUCUGCUACAAGUUUUGGCUUAGAAAUGGAUAUUCUUUGUGAAGAAAACACUUCUUUGAGCUCAAUGGCAAACUCCUUAAUACAGUUAAAUGAUGGCACAAGGCUCUACAAUAACCGCUUUAACUCGGGAGAAGCUAACACUUCAGAUGCAUUUAACUGGACAGUGGACUCAGAAAAUCGAACCAACCUUUCCUGUGAGGGCUGCCUCUCACCACCGUGCUUCUCUUUACUUCAUCUCCAGGAAAAAAACUGGUCUGCUCUGUUGACCACUGUAGUAAUUAUUCUAACCAUUGCUGGAAACAUACUCGUCAUCAUGGCAGUGUCCCUAGAGAAAAAGCUGCAGAACGCCACCAACUAUUUCCUGAUGUCACUUGCCAUAGCUGAUAUGCUGCUGGGUUUCCUUGUCAUGCCUGUGUCCAUGUUAACCAUCCUGUAUGGUUACCGGUGGCCUCUGCCCAGCAAGCUCUGCGCUGUCUGGAUUUACCUGGACGUUCUCUUCUCCACGGCCUCCAUCAUGCACCUCUGUGCCAUCUCACUGGACCGCUAUGUCGCCAUCCAGAACCCCAUCCAUCACAGCCGAUUCAACUCCAGAACGAAGGCAUUUCUGAAAAUAAUUGCCGUUUGGACCAUAUCAGUAGGUAUAUCCAUGCCGAUACCAGUCUUUGGGCUACAGGAUGACUCCAAGGUCUUUAAGGAAGGAAGUUGCUUACUCGCAGAUGAUAACUUUGUCUUAAUAGGCUCUUUUGUGUCAUUUUUCAUUCCCUUAACCAUCAUGGUGAUCACCUAUUUUCUAACUAUCAAGUCACUUCAGAAAGAAGCUACUUUGUGUGUGAGUGAUCUUGGCACACGGGCCAAGUUAGCUUCUUUCAGCUUCCUCCCUCAGAGUUCCCUGUCUUCAGAAAAGCUCUUCCAGCGGUCAGUUCACAGGGAGCCAGCGUCCCACGGCAGGAGGACUAUGCAGUCCAUCAGCAAUGAGCAGAAGGCGUGCAAGGUGCUGGGUAUUGUCUUCUUUCUGUUUGUGGUCAUGUGGUGCCCCUUCUUCAUCACGAACAUAAUGGCCGUCAUCUGCAAGGAGUCCUGCAAUGAGCAUGUCAUCGGAGCUCUGCUCAACGUGUUCGUGUGGAUUGGUUACCUCUCCUCAGCAGUCAACCCACUGGUGUACACACUCUUCAAUAAGACCUACAGGUCAGCCUUUUCGCGGUAUAUUCAGUGUCAGUACAAGGAAAAUAAAAAACCACUGCAGUUGAUUUUAGUGAACACUAUACCGGCCUUAGCCUACAAGUCUAGCGAGCUCCAAAUGGGACAGAAAAAGAGCUCAAAAAGAGAAGCUCAGAUGACAGAUAGCGACUGCACCGUGGCUGCUCUAGGAAAACGGCAUUCAGGAGACGUGCCUACAGACAGCAUCAGCACAGCGAAUGAAAAGGUUAGCUGUGUGUGAUGGACUGGCUGCCACGGCCAACCCUGGGGGGCACGCUGGGCGAGUUUUCACCUCUCUGGACCAAAAGAGAGAGAAGAAAAGAUAUAAGGAGGCUAAAAUAUUAGGCCAGUCUAACGGAACCAAUAAUAUGUAUAUGCCUCAUUUUAUUCUGUUAGUGAAAAGCAGGGUUAAGUGCCACAAAACGUGCACUUCAAAAAUGUUCUGACAGCAUUUCAGCUGUGAGCUUUAUGAUACUUAUUUUUAAUACUGUAAAUGAUAUGUCUUUAAAAUUAUUCUCUUUUAUUAUAUAAUUACGAUUCCAUAAAUAAAUCUAAAUUAACUUCUAUUUUCAAGGGGAAACCUUGCUAAGUUGUUAAUUGAUGGCAUGAAUUGGUUACCUAUUGCUGUAAAUAAAAAUAGCUAUAAAUAGUGAAAAAUUGGUUGACUAUAAAGGCUUCUUGAAGAAAAAUUCUCUUUAAAACUUUCCAUGACACAUAUUCUGAAUAACAACAGCAAAAGACACUAAGAACAGUGUUAUGAAAUCUGUGUUGCUACGAUAAUUAAAUGAAAUAUACUUGACAACUUUUUCAUUCCUGCUUUUUCAUAGAUGCCAUUUUUAAAUAUUCAAAGUUGCUGGCAUUUGCUGCAUUUCAAGCUCAUUCUCAGAAACGAAAAAGAUUUUAAGUGUUAUUUAAUAAUUAUUGCUGCUUUUUCUUCUACUACAUGUGCUUUAUUCUGACUUUCCAAUGUGGUCAUGUUUAGUGUUUGUUCUACUAGGUAAACUAACAAAAAGAUAAUUUAAUAUUACCAAGUGCAUUUCUAGGAAUUUCUUCUCCUAAACAGCACCAUAGUGGUGUUUGGUAACUUGCUCUUUAACAACCACAUCACGCAUGUGCUCCUUUGAGCAGUAAGCAGUAUUGAUGUCACUGUAUCAGGGCUGAGAAAUAACUCAGGUUUUUGGCUACUGACAGCCACAGAGUGUUCGGGUAUGUCAGCAAAAUGCAAAUGACUUUCCUACUGGCACCCAUCAGUAAAUGGAUGCUGUCAGGUCAGCCUAUAUGAUUUAUUAAAACUGCUCCGCUUUGGUCUUACAAUCAUCUAUUGAGUGUACACUACCUAUGAAGAAAUUUCCUACUUACUAAGGCACAAAAAUAAUUAAAACAAGAUCUUUGUCUUUAAAGAAAAUGACCUAAUUGUUAUGGUCCUUGUCAAAAAUAUUAACAGACUAGAGAAUCACUUCAAUUUGUUUUCUUCUUAUCUAGUUCAGAAAUAGGUUUGUUUGAGCUCUGAAUAGUUUUCUCAAUAAAUUUCCUGUUUGGUUGAAUACAAGCCAAAUAAGGGAGGGUAAAAUAUUGCUUGAGGUUAAAAUUGGCUAUUAGUUUAGAAAUAUGCGCUUCAACCUGGAUCCAACCUAUGACUACCAAAAUUUUGAGCAAAAUUUUUGUUUCACUUCCCUAGAAACUACUCAUUAAUUAGUCACUGACCCUGGACUCCCCAAGAAAAAGAAAAGCAGUAAUAUAAUAUUUUGUAGAAAAGUCUCCUAAAGAAAGAAAAAGAUUUAAGAGCAGUUAAUUCACCUUGAUAUUCUAUGACUCAAGGAAUAUAAUAUGACAUUCUUAUUGGAAUAGAUAUUAGAAAUGUGAUUCCAGUACUGAAGACUUUCUACUGAAUGUGAAAUCGUUUUUUGCUCUAAGCCAUUGAAAAAAUUAUAAAUUUGAAAACUAAAGAGUGUGAGAGGUGCCAUCCUGUAAUGUGGAAAAGUAUUAGGGCUAUCCUAAUUAUGUUCUUAUAGAUACAUUGAAAACCGUUUAUGUCAAAGCUAGAAUUUUUAGUAAGCCACUACUAUCAAGACUGUGUUUGAGCUGAACUACUUUACACGAUUACACCCUCCUAACUGAUAAAAGUUCAGUGUUUAAAAGUCUCUGCUCUAAUGUACUUUGUCUCAGUGUGUAACUGCACAUCUCAUUAUAUAUUAAAGAUUACAUAUUUUAUCCCCAUAUACUCAAUCCUGACCAGAGUGAACAUAAAUGCUGCCUGACAGAUGUCUUUUGACUAUGACUACACAUAUAUUACAGAUGUGUAUGAUUUUUCUCUCCAUAAGUAUCUAUUCAAGUGUGUAUAGACAAACAUAUAUCUGUAUACAUGUACAGACAUGUUCCAAUGCACUUUAUUUGAUAUUUAUAUAUUUAUAUGAAGAAAAAGCAAGUCAUUAAUGAAAACGCUCAGUAUACACACGUGUGCAUGUUUGUAUCAUGUUGAUUUAAAUGUGAAUUCAUGUUCUAAUGUUUCUAUGACCUUCUAUUGCUGUUAAAGCAGAUUAAAUGUAACAGAAGUUCAGCUCUUUAAAUAAACUGGAAGUUGACAUAAUUUUGUGGGAAGACCAACACGAUUUAAAAGGAUGGUGAAAAAAAUGGUCUUUAUAUGUAAUUGAAUGAUCUUAAAUAAAAUGGUUAACUUUGGGCCCUUUGUUUAGUCUAGAGACUUUAUGAUUACUAAUGCUUUUUAAAUAUACCCUUCACCCCAGGGAAACACAAUCUUUGAAUGAUUUAUGGAUCUGUGAUUAAAGGACUAACAUCUAGUCAAUACUACUAAAAUAGAGUGACUGAUGUUGCUCUACUGUAAGUUGAAUGGUAAAUUAUUCUAUAUUUAAAGAAAAAGGAAUUAAAUGCCAUAAUUAGGGAAAACUGAACAUACUUAAUCUACUUGGCCACAGCGCCAUCUCAUGGUCACUUUUUAAAGUGCUACUGUAGCCAAAUUGAACUAAGUUACUGUACAGCUUUUGGGCAAAGGGUGCUUCUCCCAUUUGUGCAUCAAUGAAACAUAUUUAUAAAGUGCUAAACUAUUAUGUGCCACAUGUAACAAAUAUAGUGAAGAUUAUUUUAUGUAAUGAUUUUAAUCAAAGCUGUUCUAAAAGAUUUUA
This is a messenger RNA of Manis javanica (Malayan pangolin), 5534 nucleotides long. It is a transcript of the gene HTR2A, whose product is annotated as 5-hydroxytryptamine receptor 2A. Gene Ontology annotation, cellular component: plasma membrane; dendrite. Gene Ontology annotation, molecular function: G protein-coupled serotonin receptor activity; neurotransmitter receptor activity. NCBI's taxonomy places the organism in Eukaryota, Metazoa, Chordata, Mammalia, Pholidota, Manidae. Gene Ontology annotation, biological process: phospholipase C-activating serotonin receptor signaling pathway; release of sequestered calcium ion into cytosol; serotonin receptor signaling pathway. The record is from RefSeq and is a predicted model, not a curated record.